ACGUCUUGUUUAUUUCUUCCGGGAUUUCCAUGCGUUUUGUGCGCAUAUGUUGUGGACACACGUAAUCUAAAUAACUAGAGUUGUUUAACAUUAUGGGUAAAUUAAACGUCGUUGUGCUCAGAUAUCUCUCUCGAGAUGAUUUUCGGGUGUUGACGGCUGUUGAAAUGGGAAUGAAGAAUCACGAGUUCGUCCCGGUCAACUUGAUCGCAUCCAUCGCGAGCCUGAGACAUGGAGGAUGCAAUAAAGUCCUGAGAGAGCUGGUCAAACACAAACUGCUGGCCUACGAGCGCACCAGAACUGUACAGGGAUAUCGUCUGAACUAUGGUGGUUAUGAUUAUCUGGCUCUGAAGGCGCUGUCAUCUCGAAAUGUCAUUUUGUCUGUGGGAAACCAAAUGGGCGUCGGCAAAGAGUCUGACAUUUACAUCGUAGCCAAUGAAGAAGGGGAGCAGUUUGCUCUGAAGCUCCACAGACUCGGAAGAACAUCUUUCCGGAACCUGAAGAAUAAACGUGAUUACCACAAACACAGACGCAACAUGUCUUGGCUCUACCUGUCCCGGCUCUCCGCUAUGAAGGAAUACGCCUACAUGAAAGCCCUGUAUGACCGGGGCUUUCCUGUUCCAAAGCCAGUGGACUACAAUAGACAUGCGGUCGUUAUGGAGCUCCUCAAUGGCUAUCCUUUGUGUCAAGUGCGUGAAAUUCAAGACCCUGCCUCAUUGUACAGUGAAAUCAUGGAGCUGAUAGUCAAACUGGCCAAUCAUGGACUUAUUCAUGGAGAUUUUAACGAGUUCAAUCUGAUGCUCGACGACAACGAUCACGUAACAAUGAUUGACUUCCCGCAAAUGGUGUCCACUUCUCAUACAAAUGGACAAUGGUAUUUUGACAGAGAUGUCAAGUGCAUUAGAGACUUCUUCAUUAAACGAUUCAACUAUGAAAGUGAGCUGUACCCGACGUUUAAAGAUAUCAGAAAAGCCUGCUCUCUCGAUGUCGAGAUCUCAGCCAGCGGUUACACCAAAGAGUUGCAGCAGGACGACCAGCUUCUCCACCCAGUCGGCCCCGAGGGUGAAGAAAACCUCAGUGAAGAUGAAGACGGCGCUCCUGAAGCAGCAGAGCCUGUUUGUGAGGAGUCUAUUGACAUGGAGGAGUAUAAACAUGCUAUUCUGGAACUUGAGGGCCUGAAGAUUGGGAAUGAGACCUCGUCCGGAGAGACACACACAGAGGAGCAACAUGGAGAAGCGAGCUCAGGGAAGGAGCUCUGUUCUGACGGCGUUAACGAUUUAGUUACAGACAGUUCCAGAAGGUUGGAAAACAACGAGGAGUUUGAGGAGAAUGAGGACAAAUGCCCGGAUUUGGUCGAUCUUUCAGCUUACAACAAAGAGUUCAAGCCUUUCAGAGAUCAAGAUAGCUUACUCCAUGUGAAUGAGCACAGACAAAGAACAACCAGUGAAAUGUCCAUCGGAAGCGUCACCAGCCAGUCCACAAUUCCUCAAUCGGUGAUCAGACAGAAAGUGAAGAAACAGCUGACUAAGGAGCAGAAGGCUGCUCAGAGGAGACGCCUGCAGAAAGGAGAAGCCAACCUGGUGACUAAAGAGAGGAGAGAAAACCUGAGCAACAUCAAGAGUAGCCUGGAAGCAGCCCAGUUCUGGGGAUGAGGACAUAAAGGACUGAUUUACCACAGCAUAAUCUUGGACUGGACUUCAUCUGUGUGUAUGACCUUGCCCUUUAAAACUCACUUGGGGGGCAUUUAAUUAAGCUGCAUGUAACAUUAAUAAAUUGUUUAUAUUGAA
This is a messenger RNA of Ictalurus furcatus (blue catfish), 1784 nucleotides long. It is a transcript of the gene riok2, whose product is annotated as RIO kinase 2 (yeast). Gene Ontology annotation, molecular function: protein serine/threonine kinase activity; ATP binding. Gene Ontology annotation, cellular component: preribosome, small subunit precursor; nucleus; cytosol. NCBI's taxonomy places the organism in Eukaryota, Metazoa, Chordata, Actinopteri, Siluriformes, Ictaluridae. The transcript has 10 exons. Bases 93 to 1649 code for a protein of 518 amino acids. Gene Ontology annotation, biological process: maturation of SSU-rRNA; protein phosphorylation. The record is from RefSeq and is a predicted model, not a curated record.